AUGCGGCUGCCCGAGCAACCUGGAGAGGGGAAGCCUGAGAAUGAGGAAAAGGGGGGCGGAGGAGCCCCCGGAGGGGGAGAGGAGCCACCGAGGAGCCAGGCCCCCGACUUCCCCACUUGGGAAAAGAUGCCUUUCCACCAUGUGACCGCUGGCUUGCUGUACAAGGGGAAUUACCUCAACCGAUCUCUCUCCGCCGGCAGCGACAGCGAGCAGCUUGCUAAUAUCUCCGUGGAGGAGCUGGACGAGAUCCGAGAGGCCUUUCGGGUGCUGGACCGAGAUGGGAACGGCUUCAUCUCCAAGCAGGAGCUGGGAAUGGCCAUGCGCUCUUUGGGGUACAUGCCGAGCGAGGUGGAGCUGGCCAUCAUCAUGCAGCGCCUGGACAUGGACGGGGAUGGCCAGGUGGAUUUUGAUGAAUUCAUGACCAUUCUUGGCCCCAAACUGGUGUCUUCGGAAGGUCGCGAUGGUUUUCUUGGAAACACAAUAGACAGCAUUUUCUGGCAGUUCGACAUGCAGAGGAUAACCCUGGAGGAGCUGAAGCACAUCCUCUACCACGCCUUCCGGGACCACUUGACAAUGAAGGACAUUGAGAACAUCAUCAUCAACGAGGAGGAGAGCCUGCAGGAGACCUCAGAGAACUGCCAGACAGAGUUUGAAGGAGUGCACUCCCAGAAACAGAACAGACAGACCUGCGUCCGCAAGAGCCUCAUCUGCGCCUUCGCCAUGGCCUUCAUCAUCAGCGUCAUGCUGAUCGCGGCCAACCAGAUCCUCCGCAGCGGCAUGGAGUAGCGGCCGCCCCCGCCAGCUGCGAGCCCCGCUCACCGCGCAUGCGCAUGCCCCGCGGGCAGACUUCCUCCGCAAAAGCAGACACGGACGUUGCAGACGAGGCACAGUCGAGCGAAGAACCCCAAGGCCGCAGUGCAACAGGUGUUGCCAACCCACUUCAUCUCCUUGGCAGGGACA
This is a messenger RNA of Hyaena hyaena (striped hyena), 960 nucleotides long. It is a transcript of the gene CALN1, whose product is annotated as calneuron 1. Lineage: Eukaryota; Metazoa; Chordata; Mammalia; Carnivora; Hyaenidae. Gene Ontology annotation, molecular function: calcium ion binding. The record is from RefSeq and is a predicted model, not a curated record. The transcript is spliced from 6 exons. The coding region runs from base 1 to 786 and encodes 261 amino acids.